This is a messenger RNA of Betta splendens (Siamese fighting fish), 3069 nucleotides long. It is a transcript of the gene cpt2, whose product is annotated as carnitine palmitoyltransferase 2. Bases 109 to 2103 code for a protein of 664 amino acids. The transcript is spliced from 6 exons. Gene Ontology annotation, molecular function: carnitine O-palmitoyltransferase activity. Gene Ontology annotation, cellular component: mitochondrion. The record is from RefSeq and is a predicted model, not a curated record. NCBI's taxonomy places the organism in Eukaryota, Metazoa, Chordata, Actinopteri, Anabantiformes, Osphronemidae. Gene Ontology annotation, biological process: fatty acid beta-oxidation.
AACAUCGCUCCUCAGUGCCGCGCUCUCUCAGUGCGCUCCGACGUCACUACCAAAGACGUUGUCACGUGCCGAACUGCCGCUUGAACUUCCUGUUCUCAGUUCAGCACCAUGGCCAGUCUGCUUUCAGUGCAGUGCGUCGCCUCUAUGAGGAAAUGUGGAGGUGUAAUUCAUUUGGGGGUCGACAGACGAAGGUACAGGAGCAAAACUGCGUCUUCAAGCGAAUACUUGCAUCAAAGUGUAGUCCCUACUAUGCACUAUCAGAAGAGUUUACCCAGAUUGCCGGUACCAAAACUGGAAGACAGUAUCAGGAGAUAUUUAGCAGCUCAGAGGCCUCUGUUGGACGAUGACCAGUUCAGAGCAACAGAGAAAAUUGCCCAGGAUUUUCAGAGUGGUGUGGGAAAGCAGCUGCACGAGGAACUGGUAGCUCACGAUAAAAGAAAUAAGCACACAAGUUAUAUCUCAGGACCAUGGUUUGACAUGUACCUCUCUGCACGCGACUCUGUGGUGCUGAACUUCAACCCUUUCAUGUCCUUCAAUCCGGACCCAAAGGCAGAGUACAAUGACCAGCUUGUACGCGCAUCCAACAUGGUGUGUUCAGCUGUCCGCUUCAUGAAAACCUUGAGAGCAGGCUUACUAGAACCAGAGGUUUUCCACCUAAACCCAGCAAAGAGCGACACUGAUGGCUUCAAAAAUUUCAUCCGUUGGGUCCCAUCCUCACUGUCGUGGUAUGGAGCUUACAUGGUGAAUGCUUACCCCUUGGACAUGUCUCAGUAUUUUCGCCUUUUCAACUCCACUAGGAUUCCCAAACUUGGCCGACGAGACGAGCUAUUCACUGACGAGAAAGGUAGACAUGUCCUAGUAAUGAGAAAAGGCAACAUGUACGUCUUUGACAUUGUAGACAGGGAUGGGAAUAUGGUUAAACCUGCAGAGAUCCAGUCCCACUUGAAGUACAUUUUAUCUGACCUGACACAAGCUCCUUCCUUCCCCCUUGGGGUGCUGACCAGUGAGAACAGAGAUGUGUGGGCUGGGCUGAGAGACAAACUGAUAGCAGCUGGAAAUGCAGAGAAUUUAGCAGUUGUGGACAGUGCCCUUUUCUGUCUCUCCCUUGAUGAUGAGAAUAUGAAGGAUCAUAUUCAGGUCUCCCACAACAUGCUGCAUGGCAACGGUUGCAACAGAUGGUAUGACAAGUCUUUUACCAUCAUUAUCGCCAAAGAUGGACAGGCAGCCAUCAAUUUUGAGCACUCAUGGGGAGAUGGGGUGGCUGUCCUCCGCUUUCAAAAUGAAAUCUUUAAAGACACAACAGAAAAGCCACUUGUACACCCAGGCUCUACACCCACUCUUGCUGUGGAUUCUGGCUCUGCUGUUCGCAGACUGCAGUUCAAGCUUGACAGUGAGCUGGAGAAUGGCAUCAAACAAGCCAAGGUGAACUUUGAUGAAGCUGUGUCAAAACUUACCAUUGAUGCAAUGGAGUUUAAGAAGGGUGGGAAGGAACAGUUAAAGAAGAGUAAGCUGAGUCCAGAUGCUAUCGCCCAGCUGGCUUUUCAGAUGGGCUUCCUGAGGCAGUAUGGACAAACGGUAGCCACAUAUGAGUCCUGUAGCACCGCAGCAUUCAAACAUGGCCGCACAGAGACCAUCCGACCAGCUUCCAUACACACCAAGCAAUGUUCCUAUGCCUUUGUUUUCCAGCGUGGUAAACAGAGCAUAGAGCAGUUAAGGGCCAUGCUCAACGAAUGCUCUAAAUAUCACGGGCAGCUGACAAAAGAUGCAGCUAUGGGCCAGGGCUUUGACCGUCACCUGUUUGCCAUGCGAUUCCUGGCCAACAUAAAGGGCCAGCCUCUGCACAGUCUGUACACGGACCCAGCUUACACCGCCAUUAACCACAACAUUCUCUCCACGAGUACCCUCACCAGUCCAGCUGUCAGCCUUGGUGGCUUCGCUCCCGUGGUGCCUGACGGAUUUGGUGUUGGGUAUGGCGUCCAUGAUGACUGGAUUGGCUGCAAUGUAUCAAGCUACCCUUCUCGCAACGUCCACGAAUUCCUGCAGUGUGUCCAUAAGUCUCUAGAGGACAUUUUUACUGUUGUAGAGGGGAAGCCACUCAGAUAGUAAAAUAGGCAUUACCAUGAUUAAAGAAAAAAAAGUCAUCACUCAGCUUUGGUUAGUUGGUUAAUAUCUUUGAAGGAGGAGAAUAAGGUUAAUAAUAUAUUUCAUGCAAUGAGAAUAAAAGUCACAGAGCUUGGUAUCUAUAUCCUUCAGGAAAUAAAUAAAGGAACACAAGGAGAUUGAGGGGGUUUAAAGGGGUUUGAAUAUUUAAAUAUAUUUAGUCAUCUUUCCUUUAAAUCGUAAAUGUGAAAUGAAGCAGAAACUUCAAUCUUGACCUCAUAAUGCGGCAUACACGUACCAUAAUGAAAACCACAUCAAACCUCACACAAAUGGUUGCUGUAAACUACUGGUAAUUAUUAUUUCCAAAGUUAUGACCUCAUCGUCAUCAGUCAGGUUUAGAUUUUAGCUGCUAUAUAUUUAGAUUAAACAGUGAGUGGUAGCUUGUUGUUGCUUGUUGCUGUGCUUUUCUAUCUCUCUAUCCUCUCACCCCAACCGGUCGAGGCAGAUGGCCGCCCACAUCCAGUCUGGUUCUGCUGGAGGUUUCUUCAUCGUUAGAGAGGGAGUUUUUUCUCUCCACUGUUGCUGUCAAAUUAAAUGCUUGCUGUAUGUGGGAUUUGUUGGGUUUAGUUGUGUGAGGUUUUAAACCUUACUUUGUAAAGUGCCUUGAAAUAACUUUGUUGUGAUUUGGCGCUAUAUAAAUAAAAUUGAAUUGAAUUGAAUUGAAUAGCCCAACAUGAAACAUUGGCUGUUUCUCUUUGCAAAAUAAAAAUAAAACCAUAAGAGCUAUAAUUGAGAAUACCAUAAAAUACAUGCAGUUUAGAUUUUGUGGAAAUACUGUAGAACUCCUUCAUAAAUACACUGUAUAGACCCUACUGUCUCUGUAGUAUACAUGGGAUUUUAAUUACUGUUUGUCAUUUACAACCUUAUUAAUGUGCUUAAAUGUGUCUUAAAAUAAAAUGUAAUUUAUUA